Molecule: messenger RNA, 150 nt
Organism: Acaulospora morrowiae
Lineage: Eukaryota; Fungi; Glomeromycota; Glomeromycetes; Diversisporales; Acaulosporaceae
Source: the annotation of a GenBank genome assembly
CUCACCAACUCUUCUUUGUGCAAAUCAUCCAAUUUUGGGAUCAACUCUUUGAAUUUUGUCGAACUGGGUGUAUUACUAUCGUACGACGUUAUCGAAGACGAGAAUAAUCUCUUUAACGAGUUUGAUGUUACUGGUCGGUUGACCUGGUAA